AGAAAAGAAAGGAGAUUGAAAUUUUAAAAUUUUUCUUUUUUCUUUUUGUUUUUGUCAAGAUGCACUUGGGAUUACUAACACAAGAACGAUUGUCGUUUGAUCCUAUUAAACCCUUGAUCCUUCGAGGACCGCCUUCAGAAGACUCUUCCACCGUAUUUACGGGCAACAUUGUCUUAUCCUUGUCUAAAUCUACCAAAGUAACAAGUAUUACUGUUACUUUCAAGUCAACAGCUACUACUUACUGGCCCGAAGGAAUUGGUGCACGUGGGACACGCUUAACCUAUGAAAAAACAUUAAGCGAUGAAAGCGUUGUAAUUUUAGAAUCCAAAAAAAAUGAGUACAUCAAACUGUCUGCUGGUAUUCAUCGCUUCCCUUUCGCCUUUAUUGUACCUAAUUCCAUUGUGGAGACAAUCGAAGAUGUAUAUGGUCGAGUAAAACAUACAGUGGAUGCUCAUGUAAUUGGUCCAGGCAUUCAAUUGCUCAAUAACUGGCAUGUCUCUAAGCCUGUAUUAGUAUUGCGUACUUACAUGUCAGACUCACUAUUGACCAACAACUCAUUACAAGACCUUUCUCGUACUUAUGAAAAACACCUACCUAUUGUCGAUGUUCAGUUGGUUGUAGAACGUGCUGCCUUUUCAUCAGGCGACCUUUUUUUCCUUAAGCUAAUUAUGCAACCCCAGCGAAAGAAAGUCCGUCUAGACCAUAUGGAACUCAUAGUGACCGAAAACAGACGUUACCAUGUUGCCGAGGUACAUGCCAAUCGCACAGACACAGAACAAUUCCAGUUGCCUUAUUUAGCGUCUGUUAGGCUAGCCGAAAGCGGUGAGAUAUUGAACGAAAUCGACAGUCUGAAAUCUGUAUUUACAAAAAAUGGACGAGGUGUUGAUUUGACAGACACUAUUGCUUAUCGAAUCACAUUUGCCACACCCACUUGUAUGCGAAACAUCCACCAUACGACUUAUUACAAAGAUAUUCUAUUCAAGCAUCAUCUCAGUAUUAGUAUGGCUAUUUCUUAUGUAGACGAUGAUGAUCCAACCUUAUUUCGUCCUGAAUUAAACUCGAAUCAUAGUAGCAGCAGUAGUCUUGGAGAAGAAGGGUUUAUGGUCAUGCCAUCAUCAUCUAUUGAGCACCAUGCAAAUGAAGCCAUGUCUGCAGUAGCACCACCACCUGCAGCAUUUGCCAUGUCUUUUACCAACACGAACACGCAUAUAAGACAACCUGUCAUUAACGUCAACACGUCGAAUCCUCCUUCUGUUUUCUAUCCUCCUCCUCCCAUACCGUCAUCUCAACAUCCAACUCAGCCUACAUGGCUAUCCAAAUUGCGAAAACCAGUCAAUGCUAAAGAAGGCGGACGGCAUGUAAUCAGGAAGCGCGAGACAAUCCGUUUAGAGACACCCAUUGGUGUGUUUGAUUGUCGACUAAAAGAAGACUAUGGUCGCUUACCUUCAUAUUCAGAACUCAAUGUCACAGCUCGUCCAACACAUAAUGAUGACAAGAAUAAGAUACAGCCUGAUAUGGUAGAGCAAGAUUUGAUGCUACAAUGUAUGCCAGAUUCUAAUCAACAAAAACCUUUUAAAGAACCUCAACCACAAUUGUGUCCUUGUUAUUUUAAGUUUAGACGCCAAAUGGAAAUGGCUUCUCAGGCACAGUUGCUUUCUACCAACAGUAAUACAAACACAACAUUAGAAAGAAUACCGUCUAUCCCUCCGCCCGAUUAUGUAGAAACAAUUAACUAAUUUAAGCAUAAAUACCCCAAUUAGCAUUCAAUUUCAUUUUAAUAACAAGCACAACUGUGUAAAGCAUAACAUUGUCUUCAAUUGAUUUGUCAAUGUCAAAACAAUAGCAAGAAAUUAAGAUCAGACAGUUUAUUG
Messenger RNA from Gilbertella persicaria, 1871 nucleotides. RefSeq lists its product as uncharacterized. Gene Ontology annotation, cellular component: cytosol; plasma membrane; cytoplasm. NCBI's taxonomy places the organism in Eukaryota, Fungi, Mucoromycota, Mucoromycetes, Mucorales, Choanephoraceae. The record is from RefSeq and is a predicted model, not a curated record. The transcript is spliced from 3 exons. Gene Ontology annotation, molecular function: ubiquitin protein ligase binding; protein-macromolecule adaptor activity. Bases 60 to 1736 code for a protein of 558 amino acids. Gene Ontology annotation, biological process: ubiquitin-dependent endocytosis.